Molecule: messenger RNA, 1815 nt
Organism: Gorilla gorilla gorilla (western lowland gorilla)
Lineage: Eukaryota; Metazoa; Chordata; Mammalia; Primates; Hominidae
Gene: RAB22A
Product: RAB22A, member RAS oncogene family
Exons: 7
Coding region: 265-849 (194 amino acids)
Molecular function (GO): GTP binding; GTPase activity
Source: RefSeq, a predicted model, not a curated record
UCAGGUGACGCGGCCGGCGUCCCAAGAUGGCGGCGGCGGCGGCGCCCGGAAGGCCGCGGCGGCGUCCCGGCUGCUAAGGCGGGCCCCACGCGGCUGGCAGCGGACAGGCCGGACCUACGGCCGGAGGACGGGCGGCAGCCGCCUCUGCGCGGACCGGGGCUGGGCCGUGCGGCGGCAGCGGCGCCAGGGGAUGCUCUUGCUGGGCCUGGCCUCUCCCUUCUCAACUUAGGGCGGCGGCGGGCCCGCGCCCCUGGCUCCCGGGCCAUGGCGCUGAGGGAGCUCAAAGUGUGUCUGCUCGGGGAUACAGGUGUAGGUAAAUCGAGUAUUGUGUGGCGGUUUGUGGAAGACAGUUUUGAUCCAAACAUCAACCCAACAAUAGGGGCAUCUUUUAUGACCAAGACUGUCCAGUACCAAAAUGAGCUACAUAAAUUCCUAAUCUGGGAUACAGCUGGACAAGAACGAUUCCGUGCCUUAGCACCAAUGUACUAUCGAGGGUCGGCUGCAGCUAUAAUCGUUUAUGAUAUCACAAAAGAAGAGACAUUUUCAACAUUAAAGAAUUGGGUGAAAGAGCUUCGACAGCAUGGCCCACCUAAUAUUGUAGUUGCCAUUGCAGGAAAUAAAUGUGAUCUUAUCGAUGUAAGAGAAGUCAUGGAGAGAGAUGCAAAGGACUACGCCGACUCUAUUCAUGCAAUUUUUGUAGAGACCAGCGCAAAAAACGCGAUAAACAUAAAUGAACUCUUUAUAGAAAUUAGUCGAAGAAUUCCAUCCACUGACGCCAACCCGCCAUCUGGCGGUAAGGGCUUCAAACUCCGAAGACAGCCUUCAGAGCCAAAGCGGAGCUGCUGCUGACCGAACCUCAGCCUCUCAGACUUGAUGAUGAAGUAGGUGGUCCUGAAAGUUAACAGGAGGGCUGGGGUCCCUGCCACCAGUUUUCACCUAGCCAGUCUUGAGACUUCUCCGUGCAAAAAGGAUUCACAGAAAUUGACCAGUUCUGUUCUCCAAAGACUGCAGCAAUGAUAUUUCAGUCUGUGAACUUCUAUUAUGUAAAGAAUCUCUAGUGUACAAAGGGACUACAUCGUUGGCUUUUGACCUUGCUGAAAAGGAACAUAUAAUUGUAUGGAUGGUAGGAUUAAGUUGUUGAGUAGUUUUGUAAUCAAGAUUUUAUGUAACAUUUGUAAAGGGAAAAUUAGCACUUUUGUGGUUCUUAAGGGAAAAGAAAAAGACCUUGUGGAGAUUAUAAUUUCCUUGGUUUCUGUUACCACUGUUAGAGGGAGUUGUAUCAUUUAACAUAUAGUAGGAUAGUUUAAGUGUAGGGAGGACAAUUAUUAUCUGAAGCUAAAAUGGGUUAUUUAUAGGACUGAUGGAAAUGAUUUCAUCUCUGCCAUCUCUAAAGCACUUUUCAUUGAACAUGUUAGUCUAGGAUACCUACAGUAAAUUAACAAUGAUAGCAGCAGAUGCCUAGCUCAUCCUGGGUUUGCUUCUGACCUUGUCAUGUGUGUGCCACCAAACACGUUAUCGGCAGCUUGUUAAAUAAGCUCUCAUGAUCAAGAUGGUGAUGGUAGAGAAGCUGCCCGGAAUAAACUGAAUUUCAUAUGUUCUAAACUGACUGGCGAUGGUUUAAAAAGGAAGAAGAGUGGAAGUGAAGAAGGUGGUGUAAAUGCUGUCAAUUUUUUUUAACCCAAGUAUUUUGGUGGGGAAAAGCAAGUAUCUAUUGCUUAGCAUAUGUAAAGUUGUAGUCUAUAUUUAUGGGGCCAUUGCUUAAAGAUUAUAAAUUAUGUAAAUACAUUAAUAAAUUCUAAGUUUCAUUUGACAUUC